UGGCGGCGCCGCCGGGGCCGGUGCUGGGUGUCGGUGAGCGGGCCGGGGCUCCCGGGUCAGGAGUUUCUGAUCGGGCCGAGGCUCCCUGAGCGGGCCGGGGCAUCCCGGCGGUGCCGCCAUGUCCAUGUCGCACUUGUACGGCACGGACGGAGACGAUGGCGUGGAGAUGGAGAGCUUCGAGGUGUCGGACUGGGACCUGCAGAACGAAUUCAACCCGCACCGGCAGCGGCACCGCCAGACCAAGGAGGAGGCGACCUACGGCGUGUGGGCCGAGCGCGACUCGGAUGAGGAGCGGCCCAGCUUCGGCGGGAAGCGCUCCAGGGAUUACUCUGCCCCCGUGAGCUUUGUCAGUGCUGGGCUGAGGAAGGCGGCGGCUGAGGAGCUCUCGGAUGAGGACUCGGAUGACGAUGAGAAACCUGUGAAGCAGGAGGAGAUUCCCAAAGAGUUUGUGCCCAAGAAGUUAAAAACAGGUGGAAAUUUCAAGCCCAGCCAGAAAGGCUUUGCAGGGGGCUCCAAGUCCUUCGUGGAUUUUGGCAGCUGGGAGAGACACACUAAAGGAAUUGGGCAGAAGCUUCUCCAGAAGAUGGGAUAUGUCCCUGGAAGGGGUCUGGGGAAGAAUGCUCAAGGAAUCAUCAAUCCCAUCGAGGCCAAGCAGAGGAAAGGCAAAGGUGCUGUGGGUGCUUAUGGCUCCGAAAGGACCACGCAGUCCUUGCAGGACUUCCCUGUGGUGGACUCAGAAGAGGAAGCUGAGGAGCCAGUGGCGGAGGAGCUCGGCCAAUGGCAGAAGGACCCGAAUGGAGGCAAGAAAAAGCCCAAGUACAGCUACAAGACAGUGGAAGAGCUGAAAGCCAAGGGCAGGAUCAGCAAGCAGCUUGCAGCCCCUCAGAAGGAGCUGUCCCAGGUCAAGGUGAUUGACAUGACGGGCCGGGAGCAGAAGGUUUAUUACAGCUACAGCCAGAUCAGCCACAAGCACAACAUCCCAGAUGACAGCCCCCAGCAGCCCCUGGGCAAGGACUCCAAGCCUCAGGGCUUUGCCCUGCCUGAGCUGGAGCACAACCUGCAGCUGCUCAUUGACAUCACAGAGCAGGAGAUCAUCCAGAGCGACCGGCAGCUGCAGUACGAGAGGGACAUGGUGGUCAACCUGAGCCACGAGAUCCAGAAGAUGGCUGAGGUGCUGUCCCACGAGGAGAAGGCCAUCAGCAACCUCAGCAAGGUGCUGGACAUGGUGGAGGAGUGUGAGAGGCGGAUGCAGCCAGGCUGUGAGAACCCUUUGACCCUGGAUGAGUGUGCAAAGAUCUUUGAGACCCUGCAGGACAAGUACUAUGAGGAGUACAGGAUGUCAGACAGGGUGGACCUGGCAGUGGCCAUAGUUUAUCCUCUCAUGAAGGAAUACUUCAAGAACUGGGAUCCCCUCAAGGACUGUACAUAUGGCACAGAGAUCAUAGCCAAGUGGAAGAGCCUUCUGGAAAAUGAUCAGCUGUUAUCCCACAGCGGGCAAGACCUGUCAACAGAUGCUUUUCACAGACUGAUGUGGGAGAUCUGGAUGCCAUAUGUCAGAAACAUCGUGGCGCGGUGGCAGCCAAGGAACUGCGGAUCCAUGGUGGAUUUCCUGGAUAGCUGGGUGAACGUUGUUCCUGUGUGGAUACUGGAUAACAUUCUGGAUCAGCUCAUCUUCCCCAAGCUGCAGAAGGAGGUGGAGAGCUGGAACCCGCUGACGGACACGGUGCCCAUCCACUCGUGGAUCCACCCCUGGCUGCCGCUGAUGCAGGCCCGGCUGGAGCCGCUCUACUCGCCCAUCCGCAACAAGCUGGCCAACGCCCUGCAGAAAUGGCACCCCAGCGACUCCUCUGCCAAGCUCAUCCUUCAGCCCUGGAAGGAUGUGUUCACUCCUGGCUCCUGGGAGGCUUUCAUGGUCAAGAACAUCGUGCCUAAACUCGGAAUGUGUCUGAAUGAGCUCAUCAUCAACCCCCACCAGCAGCACAUGGAUGCCUUUUACUGGGUGAUUGACUGGGAGGGGAUGAUUUCUGUCUCCAGCCUGGUUGGGCUGCUGGAGAAACACUUCUUCCCAAAGUGGCUGCAGGUGCUCUGCUCUUGGCUCAGUAACAGCCCCAACUACGAAGAGAUCACCAAGUGGUACCUGGGCUGGAAGUCCAUGUUCUCAGACCAGGUGCUGGCACAUCCCUCCAUCAAAGACAAGUUCAAUGAAGCCCUUGACAUCAUGAACCGGGCUGUGUCCUCCAGCGUGGGCGGGUACAUGCAGCCGGGCGCCCGGGAGAACAUCGCCUACCUGACGCACACGGAGCGGCGCAAGGACUUCCAGUACGAGGCCAUGCAGGAGCGGCGCGAGGCCGAGAACAUGGCGCAGCGCGGCAUCGGCGCCGCCGCCGGCUCCGUGCCCAUGAACUUCAAGGACCUCAUCCAGACCAAGGCCGAGGAGCACAACAUCGUCUUCAUGCCCGUCAUCGGCAAGCGGCACGAGGGCAAGCAGCUCUACACCUUCGGCAGGAUCGUCAUCUACAUCGACAGGGGCGUGGUCUUCGUGCAAGGGGAGAAGACCUGGGUGCCCACCUCGCUGCAGAGCCUCAUUGACAUGGCCAAGUGAGGCACCUGUGUAAGGGGAAACCACCUGGGUGCCCACCUCGCUGCAGAGCCUCAUUGACAUGGCCAAGUGAGGCACCUGUGUAAGGGGAAACCACCUGGGUGCCCACCUCGCUGCAGAGCCUCAUUGACAUGGCCAAGUGAGGCACCUGUGUAAGGGGAAACCACCUGGGUGCCCACCUCGCUGCAGAGCCUCAUUGACAUGGCCAAGUGAGGCACCUGUGUAAGGGGAAACCACCUGGGUGCCCACCUCGCUGCAGAGCCUCAUUGACAUGGCCAAGUGAGGCACCUGUGUAAGGGGAAACCACCUGGGUGCCCACCUCGCUGCAGAGCCUCAUUGACAUGGCCAAGUGAGGCACCUGUGUAAGGGGAAACCACCUGGGUGCCCACCUCGCUGCAGAGCCUCAUUGACAUGGCCAAGUGAGGCACCUGUGUAAGGGGAAACCACCUGGGUGCCCACCUCGCUGCAGAGCCUCAUUGACAUGGCCAAGUGAGGCACCUGUGUAAGGGGAAACCACCUGGGUGCCCACCUCGCUGCAGAGCCUCAUUGACAUGGCCAAGUGAGGCACCUGUGUAAGGGGAAACCACCUGGGUGCCCACCUCGCUGCAGAGCCUCAUUGACAUGGCCAAGUGAGGCACCUGGGUGCUCAUCUCCCUGCAGAGCCUCUCUGACAUGGCCAAGUGAGGCACCUGGGUGUUCAUCUCCCUGCAGAGCCUCACUGACAUGGCCAAGUGAGGCACCUGGGUGCCUACCUUGCUGCAGAGCCUUGGCCAAGUGAGGCCCCACUGGGGAUUGAGUCACCUCCCAGGAGCAGCCUCUGGGUAAUCCUUAGAAUAAACAAGUUCCAGGUUUGUAAAUAGUGACACUGGAGCUGGAUGCCAGGUUUUGUUGGAAGAGCUGUUCAGGCAGUGGGAAGAGGAUGGAGGGCCAGACUUCCCCUCCUGGGAAUCCAGGUUAAGGGAGCAGUGCUGACAC
Ficedula albicollis (Collared flycatcher) is the source of this 3574-nucleotide messenger RNA. RefSeq names its product tuftelin interacting protein 11 (gene TFIP11). Gene Ontology annotation, molecular function: nucleic acid binding. The transcript is spliced from 13 exons. The record is from RefSeq and is a predicted model, not a curated record. Bases 119 to 2602 code for a protein of 827 amino acids. NCBI's taxonomy places the organism in Eukaryota, Metazoa, Chordata, Aves, Passeriformes, Muscicapidae. Gene Ontology annotation, cellular component: U2-type post-mRNA release spliceosomal complex. Gene Ontology annotation, biological process: spliceosomal complex disassembly.